Messenger RNA from Mycena citricolor, 1279 nucleotides. NCBI's taxonomy places the organism in Eukaryota, Fungi, Basidiomycota, Agaricomycetes, Agaricales, Mycenaceae. The record is from the annotation of a GenBank genome assembly.
CGAGUCCCUUGAACACAAUUUUACCGAGCUUGAGUCUCAGGGUUGCCCCACGUCGGCUUUUCGGGAUUCCAGCCGACCACUGGCCACAUGUGAUGAUAGAUGUCCUUUUGCCUCCACUGGGGCUCCGCUCUCAGGGCAUGCAGUCCGCAUGUCUGAGACUCGCACGGCGAGAAGCGCGCUCUGCUUCUUCCCAGCCGACUAAGAUCCUGGUAUAAAAUCUAUGCUUUGCGGCAUAGCACCAGCCAGUCUGUCGUCAACGCAGCCCCCGGCGGUCCCUCACUUCACGAUUCGACUAUGUCUCUUUCUGAGGAGGGUUUUAGUAUGAUUCCUCCACGCUCCGAAUGGCGGUCGAGGCGGGGCAUGACGCGCACUGUGCCCAUGAAGGUAUUGGUUCUCGGCUAUCCGCGCACCGGAACAUCCUCGAUGCGCAAGGCGCUGCAGAUUCUCGGCUACGACGAGGUUUACCACAUGGAAUCCGUUUUGGCGAAUCCACACGACGCGGAUCUCUGGAAAGAAGCCUACCACACGAAGUACGACAAGGGGGAGCUGGUUCCGAGGGAGAAAUUCGACGAGAUCCUCGGUCACUGCGAGGCGGCCACCGACGCCCCUCCGAUGAUGUACGCCGAGGACCUCGUCGCCGCCUACCCGGACGCGAAAGUCAUCCUCACGCUGCGCGAUCCAGCCAAGUGGUGGAAAUCCUUCCGCGCCACUGUCGCAAGCGUGCCGCAGAACCGCACAUUCGCCCUCGCCAUGCUGCUCGACUACUCCGGCGUGCGGCAUCUCGGCGGGAUGUCGAAACAGAUGAUCAUGCAGCUCUGCGGGCCUGGAGUCACGCCCGAAGGCGCACAGGCCCGCUUCGUUGCGCACUACGAUCAUGUGCGCACGUUGGUGCCCAAGGACAGGCUGCUCGAGUUUGAUGUCAAGGACGGGUGGGAAUCGUUGUGCCCGUUCCUCGGUGUGCCCAUCCCCGACGGAGCGUACCCGCACUCGAACGACAGCGCGGUCUUCAAUCAGCGGGUCACUGCGACUGCCCGAGCCGCCCUCUGGCGUGUUGCCGGGGAUCUCGCCGUUCCUGUGUUAGGGCUCUUGGCCCUCGGGCUAGCUACGUAUUACAGGUCAGGGAAGGUUUAACUUGGCUCUGCACCGCACAUAUUUCAGUGGUGACUCAAUUUAGCGCGACCUGAGUAGGUUACGUCCUGUUACGCGACUGUGGCACAGAUCGCAUACAAAUCGAGAAGUACUGGAGCCAUCACGAACUGAGUGGGUAAUAGGAAUGAGC